GAGGCAGUUGGAUGUUUGUCAGCUGUCGGGGUGUUUAUUAUCUUGAUGCUGCUCCUUUUUCUCUAUAUUAAUAAGAAGUUCUGUUUUGAAAAUGUUGGCGGGUUUCCAGAUCUUGGCUCAGGAUACAGUACAAGGAAGAAUUCACAAGAUAAAAUGUAUAAUUCAUAUCUGGACCAAGAUGAGCAUGGUUCAUCCUCUGAAAGUGAAGAUGAAGCCCUGGGAAAAUAUCAUGAGGCCUUGUCCAGAACACAUAAUUCCAGACUGCCAAUGGCAGAUUCCAGACAAAAGAACUAUACUUGGGAAACAAGACAAAAGUACAGUCCUCUGUCUGCAGAGUAUGAUGGGUACAGUAGUGAAGCGUCAAUAGACGAAGGAAACUGCAUUCAGAGAAUGAGAAGAACACCUCCACUGGAUGAACUGCAGCCACCUCCGUGUCAGGAUGACAGUGGUUCUCCCCACCUCUCAUGUACACCCUCAGAACUCGGGGACAGUAAACGUGAAUAUUCCCACUGCAGCAACAGCCCAAGAUGCUCCUAUGGCAAGUGUCCGAGUGAAGGAAGCACAGGUCACGAAAUAGAAAGUUUUCAUAACAAAGGAUAUGAAGAAGAUGUGCCGAGUGACAGCACGGCAGUCCUGAGCCCGGAAGAUAUGUCAGCACAAGGAUCAUCUUCGCAGCUUCCUAAACCUUUUGAUCCCGAGCCAGAAGCUAAAUAUGGCACACUGGAUGUGACUUUUGACUAUGACUCACAAGAACAGAAGCUUCUGGUAACAGUGACAGCUGUCACCGACAUCCCGACAUACACCAGGACAGGUGGCAACUCGUGGCAAGUACACCUUGUUCUUCUACCUAUAAAGAAACAGAGAGCAAAAACAAGCAUCCAGAGAGGACCGUGCCCCGUCUUCACAGAAACAUUCAAAUUUAAUCACGUCGAAUCUGAGAUGAUUGGAAAUUAUGCAGUUCGGUUCAGACUGUAUGGUGUACAUCGCAUGAAAAAAGAAAAAAUUGUGGGGGAAAAGAUUUUUUAUUUAACAAAAUUGAAUCUUCAAGGGAAAAUGUCAUUACCCGUGAUUCUGGAGCCUUCUUACAAUCAUUCUGGCUGCGACUCCCAGAUGAGCAUGUCAGAAAUGUCCUGCGGUGAAAGCGCAUCCUCCUGUCAGUCCCUGGAGCCCGGCGCAGUUCCGGAAAUCCUCGUCGGCCUGCUGUAUAACGCCACAACUGGAAGACUAUCUGCAGAAGUGAUCAAAGGAAGCCACUUCAAACACCUGGCAGCAAACAGACCACCCAAUGGACUGUUCUGUUGUCUUAAACACUUGAUAGGUGGACAGGUUUAUAUAAUCCGAGAUACAUAUGUUAAGUUAACUCUACUGAAUUCCAUGGGCCAGGAGAUGUCCAAAUGCAAGACCUCCCUCCGCAGAGGGCAGCCAAAUCCAGUGUACAAGGAAACCUUUGUCUUCCAAGUGGCCCUGUUUCAACUUUCUGAUGUGACACUCAUUCUCUCUGUGUAUAACAAACGCAGCAUGAAGAGAAAAGAGAUGAUAGGCUGGAUUUCUCUAGGUCUGAACAGCUCUGGAGAAGAAGAACUCCAUCACUGGACUGACAUGAAGGAGUCCAAAGGACAGCAAGUCUGUCGGUGGCAUGCGCUGUUAGAGUCGUGAUGAACAGGAGAACGGCACAGUCUCCAUCCACGGCAGCAGCAUCUCGGGUUACAACACCACCGUUUUUAUCUAGCAACCGUUUCCAGACCCCUCCCUUACAGAAUCAGAGUCCACAUUCUACAAAAUGCUUUUCAUUCUGUGGAAAGCACAGCAGUGCUUGCACUCAUGCAGAAAAGAUAUGUCUGAUAGAGCUUCCUGGGGAAAAAAAAGAAUCAGAAACUUUUAUCAUCGUUAAAUUCAUCAUCCCCGAGAGAUCUAAUAACAUGCUUUUGAAGUUUAGUUUACUUUCGCAGAAGAGCCUGUAAUUUCAUUAAAAAAUCAAAAUUAUAAGUGACUAAAAAGAUUCAUAAGUGUAGUUGUAGCCCUCCUCUAGAACCAUUCUCCCCAUUCCAUAAAACAUGUGUUUACUGGCCAGUCCCUGAUGUUUAUAAUCUUCUUUAAUACGAGAAAGUAGCCCUCCAGUUCCACAUAAGUCGCAAGGAUUGCAAGCACCUUGAAAAUUGUUUCACGCAAACUAUUCCUCCUUCCAUCCUCUGAGGUUCAGUGGGGCUCUGCUCGUCAUAGUAGCGCCAAGUCUAAGUGCACGCAAGUAUUCAUUUCCAUAAAGAAAUUGUUUCCAGUUAUCAGUGAAAUUCCGUUCUUUAUUUGCCUCUGCUAUUGCCUGAUCCAAAGAGACCAAGUCCCUGCACUGGUCCCUUGGGAGUCUUUCAGACAGGUUGUCCUGUAGAACUAUGUAGCUUUCUGUUGAAAGCACUUCCUGUAUCCCUGUAUUCCAAUGUGGGAAGCUAAUCCAGCAGGACUUUAUGCUUUCUUUCCAGGACUGACUCUUUUAAACUGCGGUGAAUUAAAAAUGUUUGGGUUUUUUGUU
Echinops telfairi (small Madagascar hedgehog) is the source of this 2524-nucleotide messenger RNA. It is a transcript of the gene SYT14, whose product is annotated as synaptotagmin 14. The coding region runs from base 46 to 1656 and encodes 536 amino acids. NCBI's taxonomy places the organism in Eukaryota, Metazoa, Chordata, Mammalia, Afrosoricida, Tenrecidae. The transcript is spliced from 7 exons. The record is from RefSeq and is a predicted model, not a curated record.